AUGCUUACUAGGUUGCCUAGGCAUGGGCUCAGGCAUGCCGUCUUCAUUCUCCCAGCACGGCCGGGAGGAGUCUGCUUUUUCACACAAUCCGCGACAGCCUACCAGACCUCACAACAACAGAUCAGCGAGUCGCCAAAAGAACCACCAGUAUUAUCCAAAUCCGACAGCAACGAACCAGUCCCCUACGUGUCGUUCCAGCCGGGCCCCUCCAACAUCCCCGGCGCGCCGCUGGCCAUCCCGACGAAAUGGCUGGCGUCGCAAAUCCGCGCCGCCGACAAGUUGGUCUUGUACAGGAAGGACGAGCGCAGCAGGCCCGCGUUCCUGUACUCGGCGCGGCGGUUCCUGGAGCUGCCGCGCAACUCGCUCGUGCCAGAGAUCUGCCUCCUCGGCCGUUCCAACGUCGGCAAGUCGACCAUGAUCAACGCCAUCGCCGGGGUGUCCCCCGGCAAGACGGGCAGCGUUGACAAGACCAUGGCCAAGAAGGGCCUCGGCGACGGCAUCUCUGGAUUUGCAGUCACGAGCCGCAAGGCCGGCUGCACGCAGACCCUCAACUGCUAUGGUUUUGGGCCGCCUCCAUCGGCUAAGCUACGAGGUUGCAUGACGCUAGAUCCCAAAUGGCUUGGGAAUGGCACCGCGGUUAGGGAGAUCCUAGGGGGCAGGUCUAGGAGUGCUCUCCGCCACGAUGCUAAAGAGAGGGCCAAGAAUCGCGAGACGCACAACCAUUCGCUGUACGUUAUGGAUAUGCCGGGUUACGGACACAAUUCGAAAGAGGAGUGGGGCCAUGAGAUCGUCAAGUACAUUCAGAAACGUAAGAUGCUCAGGGGAGCGGUGCUGCUUAUCGACGCCGCGGCGGGCUUCAAAGAAGGCGACCGGGUCACGUUGCAGCUUCUGCGUGACGCAAACAUCAGGACCACCGUCGUCCUGACCAAGGGGAACAAACCGACCCUGGCCUUCGACCCGGCGGUACAAAGCGCCGAAGACCUGGGUAACGACCACCCGAUCGUCAAGGUCUGUGCUCAGGUCUGGGAGGAGCUGAGGAGGACGGAGCGGGAAGUGCCCCAGGACAAGUGGACCGAGGGUGACGGCUGGGACAGGGAGAUCUUUGUCACGGCCGCGCACAGCAGCCAGGAGGGGCGCAACAAGGACGUUGCCGCGUUCGGACUGUCGGGCGUCAGGCUUGCCAUCUGCGACAUGGCUGGUCGUGUCUCUGACGUCAAGGCACUGCCGUCCAUCAAAGCGCCGAGCGAGACGAAUCCCGCGACGCCUUCAAAGAUUGUAUCCUUCGACGACAUCAUGUGGGCCUCGACGACGCUGCCGGAAUCUGGUCAGGGUCUGAACCAGCCGCCUACGAAUCCCGACCCCGACUUUGAUCCGUUUGAGGCUGCCUUUGGUGACAUUGUGGAGCCUGAAGCGGGCGUCACCAAGCGCAAAAAGGGGAAGAAAAAGGCAAAGGCGCCCGCUGGCAAUGAUGCAUUCACCUGGGGCGAUGAGCCGGAGGAGCCCGCUCCCAAGAAAAGCUCGCGAAAGUCUGCAAAGCCAAAGUCUGCAAAGUCAAAGUCUGGAAAGUCAAAGUCAAAAUCAAAAAAGGGAAGAAGCACCUCUCGAGACGUGACUCCAGUAGACUCGUUUGAUGCGGCUUUCCUUGGUGCCAUGGCAACUUCCAAGGUUAAACCAAAGAAGGGAUUUAAGCCUACAGCUUCGUUUUAA
Messenger RNA from Pyricularia grisea, 1707 nucleotides. RefSeq lists its product as uncharacterized. The record is from RefSeq and is a predicted model, not a curated record. Bases 1 to 1707 code for a protein of 568 amino acids. NCBI's taxonomy places the organism in Eukaryota, Fungi, Ascomycota, Sordariomycetes, Magnaporthales, Pyriculariaceae. Gene Ontology annotation, molecular function: GTP binding. The transcript has a single exon. Gene Ontology annotation, cellular component: mitochondrion.